Messenger RNA from Xiphias gladius (swordfish), 2073 nucleotides. It is a transcript of the gene lgals3a, whose product is annotated as lectin, galactoside binding soluble 3a. The record is from RefSeq and is a predicted model, not a curated record. Lineage: Eukaryota; Metazoa; Chordata; Actinopteri; Istiophoriformes; Xiphiidae. The coding region runs from base 182 to 1312 and encodes 376 amino acids. The transcript has 6 exons. Gene Ontology annotation, cellular component: immunological synapse; nucleus. Gene Ontology annotation, biological process: positive regulation of calcium ion import; positive chemotaxis; neutrophil chemotaxis. Gene Ontology annotation, molecular function: carbohydrate binding; laminin binding; IgE binding.
UACGUCAUCAGUCCUUCCUCUUCAUGAGUUGUAGUUGUGUCUGCGAUCAGAUCUGACGUUAGCUUGUAGUCCUGUCCCCUCGGCAGGCUAAAUUAGCUGGCUAACUGGCUCCCACAGCUGGAUAAAUCAUCGUUGUAACCCGCUACCAUCACCUGAAAGGAGUCCGUCUUCUGGCGAGAUCAUGGCAGAUUUCUCGCUGGCAGAUGCUUUAGGAGAUGACACCCUGGGCCAGGCAAAGAAAACAGGCAACACUAACCCGUCGGCCCCUGCCAGCAAUCCUCCACCUCCUACAAAUCCAGGAUGGCCUGGUUCAGCCCCCGGAGCUCCCACCCAGCCCUCUGCUCCGGGUGACUUCGCUGGCGGAUCAUCAGGCCCGGGAGCGCCAGGGCAGUUCCCGUUCCCCUCUGGUCCUGGAGCACCAGGGCAAUACCCAGGACCUCCUUCAGCACCCGGUGGGUUCCCCCCUGGUCAUGGGAUACCGGGACAAUAUCCACCUGCACCAGGAGCACCAGGGCAGUUCCCCUCCAGCCCUGGAGCCCCUGGGCAGUUCCCUGGGCAAUACCCGCCUGAAGGAGCUCCGGGACAGCUACCUGGAGGCCCUGUUCCAUACCCAGGUGGACCAUUUCCUUCUGGCCCUGGAGCUCCCCCUGGGCCUUAUCCAAAUGUGCCUUACCCAGGUGGCCAGCCAGGAGGAGGCAAUGGCAUGUAUGGACCAGGUGGUCCAGGUGGAUUCCCCCCACCAGCUGGCCCCGGCUCUUUCCCUGCAUUCCCUGCUGGAGGCUUUCCCCCAAUACCCCCUGGGUCAUGGGGACCUGCGGGUGGAGGCUUCCCUCCUGCUCCUGGCCACUUUGGUCCCGCCCCUGGGCCUAUGGGUCCAUAUGGUGGGCCUGCAGCUCCAGGAGGCAUGCUGAUGGUGCCGUAUGAUCUCCCUCUUCAUGCUGGAAUUAUGCCACGACUUUUGAUCACAGUAGUCGGGGAACCCAUACCUGGUGCAGACAGGUUCCAAGUCGACUUCAUCAAAGGUCAAGACGUCGUCUUUCAUUUCAAUCCUCGAUUUUAUGAGCAAACUAUUGUUAGAAACUCCAACCUCGGUGGAAGUUGGGGGCCGGAGGAGCGGGAAGGAGGCUUCCCAUUUGUUGAGGGACGGCGUUUUGAGCUGAAGAUCCUCGUGGAGGAUGACAUGUUUAAAGUGGCCGUGGACGGCACUCACCUGCUGGAGUACGAGCACAGAGUCGGUGGGCUGGAGGAAGUGACGCUGCUGCGGGUCGUCGGAGACGUCAUCCUCUACAGCGCAGCCCCGAGCAUGAUCUAAAUCUCAGAGCUACAAAACCACACAGUGUACAGGAGACCUAGGUCAAACUGUAUUUGAAAUCCCUUCAAAUACUUUGAUGCAUUUGAUGGAAUUUGCAAGGCACAAUAGUCAGCGAAGUGCAGUCUUUGCCUUCCUGGCACUUUAUCAUUUAUUACAAAACAGAUGGCAGAUUAACCCAGGUCUGCUCACUAUAAUCCUUUUCUUUUCUUUUUUACUGGAUGACAUCUCAUUUUUAAACCACUCACAAUCCAAUAUAGUUUAUGACAUAACAGAACCUAAGUAGUGAAUGAAGUGAAGUGCUAUUAAAACAUAUAUUAAGGAAAUACUAAUUUAUUCCUGAUGAAAAGAUUGUAGGCAAAGUGGGAAAGUGUGACGUGUCCCAAACAUUUCAUAUAUUUUCCACUAGUAUGCUGUAUUUUGUUUACAGUACGUGUAUGCUUAUUAUUCUUUCCUUUAUAUCCAAAUCUUGGAUAAGCCUUUGUAAUGCAUGAGAGUGUGAUGCUGAAAAUCAAGUCGGUCUCCUCUUCACAGUCUUAUUUCAGUGCUGGCCAACGUACAGCAGGCUCAUAAUGAAGUUUCUUAAAACGUAUUUAAAUACAGACUUUGAUCUCCUCCUUUGUUCAGUAUUAAUCCUCCCGAGCUCGUGGACUGGAGGGGUCGCAUAAAGAUUUGCAAAUUAUGAUUUCAUGUUGAAGUCGACGCUAAUUCUUAAAAAAGUGAGGCUCGAAUUUAAAUAAAAUGUAAAAAAAAAAAAAAAAAAA